Molecule: messenger RNA, 659 nt
Organism: Drosophila hydei
Lineage: Eukaryota; Metazoa; Arthropoda; Insecta; Diptera; Drosophilidae
Product: kunitz-type serine protease inhibitor NACI-like
Exons: 3
Coding region: 145-465 (106 amino acids)
Molecular function (GO): serine-type endopeptidase inhibitor activity
Source: RefSeq, a predicted model, not a curated record
UUACUACUACUCCUACCAAACGUACUCCUACUUGUACUACCAGAACUACUGUUAUCACUACGACUAAUUCUUCAUAUCAAAAAUAGAUUCAUAUUUAAAAUCGAAUCCCACCAAUUGGCUGGCUAGUUUAGGUUUGAAACUGAAAUGGACAUGAAGUUUUGCUUGUUACUCAUUGGCCUAGCUUUAUUCGCGGCCAACAUUGAGGCUCGUAGCCAAAAGGCACCCAAAUGUGUUGGACAACCAAUUAGACAAGCUUGUAAAGCGCGCAGAGAUCAGGGCCACAAUAGUUACAGUUGGUGCAAAGACAAUGCCAUGGCUCAAAUGUGGUACUACAAUAUGGUACACAACUCCUGCAAUAAGAUGAUAUACCAGGGCUGCGGAGGCAACUUCAACCGCUACUGCAGUGAAGAUGACUGUGCUCAGCGGUGCAUUAAAGCAACAAACAAGAAAAAAUUGAUUAAUUAAUCAUAGAGAGGCCUUAGUUCAUUUUCUACAAAAUAAAAAAAAAGUGUAACAGUUAAAUAAUGACAAACCCUGACGAAAACUAUAAACGCAUCUCUUUAAACGCCUGUCCUCUACCAAGAUAAACCCAAGCUAAAAAAAAUUAAAAAAAAAAUCUACUAUAUAGAGAGGAUAUAUGCUAUAAUUUGAGCACACUG